Molecule: messenger RNA, 1569 nt
Organism: Corythoichthys intestinalis (scribbled pipefish)
Lineage: Eukaryota; Metazoa; Chordata; Actinopteri; Syngnathiformes; Syngnathidae
Product: BPTI/Kunitz domain-containing protein
Exons: 6
Coding region: 443-1078 (211 amino acids)
Molecular function (GO): serine-type endopeptidase inhibitor activity
Source: RefSeq, a predicted model, not a curated record
UGGAAGCUGAGAGAAGGAAUCAGAAUUAAUUCGGUACAAUUUAAUCACUGAAAUUUGGGAGAUAAAUACAGUUGACAUUGAAACCAAAUGAGAAAGUGUAUUCUUUUAAAGGGAAAAAGAAAGUGACCACACAGUGGUGAGUUCACAGUAAACCAACUGGGCUAAAAUGGCUUUGGCGACUAACUCCGUUAAUAGUAUUGAAUGAGUUAAUGGUUUCUACAAAUACGAUACAAGGGUGGUUGUAACAAAUGGUGGGUAAACUUGAGUCAGUGCGCUCACACAAACUGUUUCAGGCUAUCUAAUUCAACUUUGUUCCGUCAACGUUUGUUUCAAUUAAGCAGAUGGAAGUUGUGGUCCAGAGGUCACUGACGACAGCCCGCUCACAUAGUAGUUUACAACCUUGAAUGAGUGGGUGAGCAACGGUGCACAGUCAAGCUGCAAGAUGAAGCACUUACUACUUUUUGCCGUUUUUUUGGCUACAUUUCACAUCGUCCAUUCUGAUAUUCCAGAAUUUUGCCAAUUACCUGAGAGUGAAGGUGAUGGGGAGAAAUUCAUCAUUGCUUUAUUCUACGACAUCAACAAAGACAUGUGCAGCCCAUUCAUAUACAAAGGCCAAGGAGGAAACGAGAAUCGUUUCCUAAAUGAACGGGACUGCAUGAGGAACUGCUCGGCCAAUUUGGAGAAAAGUUACCCAAAAGAUGCAACAGCAAUGUGCAUCUUGCCGAAGCUAGAAGGUGGAUGCAACGGUAAAUUUCUGAGAUACUACUACAAUUCUGUUUAUGGAAAGUGCAAAAAAUUCCUUUGGACCGGCUGCCAUGGAAACGGAAACCGAUUUUUCGACCAUGACAGCUGCAAUUCCACAUGUGCCGGUAUUUUCGAUAACCGAGAAGAAGAGGAAGAAGACGAGCCAGACACGCCAAUUGCAAUCAUCUGUGGAGUUUUACUUGGGGUCAUCAUCCUGAGCAUCUUCAUAACUGUCAUCGUUCUGACUGUUCAAUCAAAGAAUAAGCAAAAGAUGUCAAGCAAAAGUAAGGAUGAACAGCCUGACGCACCUCUCAGGGGCAUUGAAAUGGCCUAAUCCAUCAAACACUUUGAGUGAGUGUGUAUUUUUAAGUGUUGCUACCAUACUCUGUGUGACCACCACUAUCUUUGUUGUUUUGACGUUUUUCUCAACAGUCAUUUUGAUAAUUGGUUACUAAAUUUAAUUUACUCUGAUAGUAAAUUAAAUUUACAGUAAUAAGAAAUUAGAUAUUUCAUUUUUUACAGGUACUGUACAUGUGGUUGGUUGUGUGCUUAUUCAAUAAUCUAAAAAAAAACACAUUUAAACAGGAUAAAAAUUUGUCUACAUAUGAGGUACUGAAAUAUGUCCACUUUUGUAAAUGUGCUAAUUUUGUGUCGCUUUUCGGUGCACCUUAAUGCCAACAUACAGUACACAGUUGACUGUUGUGUACAAACUAUGACCUAUGGCAAAUUUUGCUUGUAUAUGCAUUUUCCUGACACAGGAAGCCAAGGAACACGGUAAAUCAGUGUUGGAAUAUUGUACCAUUUUAUCUGCAUAUGCAGGUUGUU